AUGCUUGGACUUCGUCACAGGAGUACUCAGAUGGACUAUCCGUGGCGCCUUUCCGUCUUCCUGAGGCAAAGAGAGAAACACGGUGUAGGAGGUUUCACCACUACACGUGCCAUCACUGCCCAGGAGGAAGUGAAUGUGGCUUUAGGAGGAAAGACUGUACAGUCAUCCACAGGGUUUGGUUGGGAAGCCAACAGGGCCAUUGACGCUUCACCCAUAACCUGCACCCAUACUAAAGUCACAACUGAUAACCCCUGGUGGAGAUUGGAUCUUCUGGAUUCUUUCUACAUCUCUAGAGUCGUCAUCACUAACAGACCAAACUGCUGUGCGCAGCGACUCGAUGGAGCAGAAAUUCAUAUUGGAAACUCUUUAGAAAACAACGGCAACAAUAAUACCAGAUGUGGUGUGCUGUAUGGUGUUGCAGCGGGUCAGUCCGUAUCUGUGUCCUGUGCUGAGAUGAAUGGACGAUAUGUGAACAUCAUUAUACCUGGAAGUUCAAAAAUUCUCACUGUGUGUGAUGUAAAGGUGUAUAUGGGCAGCGCUCCGACAGGUGAGAAUCUGGCCUUAAGAGGACAGGCUGUACAGUCAUCCACAUAUAGUACUUUUGAAGCAGCAAGGGCUCUCGACACUUCACUUUCAACCUGCACCAUUACGGACACAACUAAAAACCCCUGGUGGAGAGUGGAUCUUCUGGAUUCUUACUACAUCUCCAGAGUUGUCGUCACUAACAGAGCAGACUGCUGUGUGGGUCGAAUCGAUGGAGCGGAAAUUCAUAUUGGAAACUCUUUGGUGAACAAUGGCAACAAUAAUACCAGAUGUGGUUUGCUGAAUGAUGUGGCAUUGGGUCAGGUUGUAUCUGUGUCCUGUUGUGACAUACAGGGACGAUAUGUGAACAUCAUCAUACCUGGAAGUUCAAAAGUUCUCUCUAUGUGUGAUGUAAAGGUGUUUGCAACUAAAGUCAUAAAAGGUUUCAUAAGGAUAACAUUUAACUCCAGUCUCGAUAUGUCAGAUCCAGCAGAGAGGAAAAACAUUCUUAAUGAGUCCCCUGACCUGAACCCUAAAGAAAAUGAGUGGGAUAAACUGAAGAGAAGAAGCACCAACAUGGAUCUGGAAUCUGAAGGUUCUGGAGAGAUUCUGCAUGAAGGAAUGGUCUCUAAACUCUUGUCAGGUGUUCUCCAAACUCAUCAGGCAUUAUAG
Molecule: messenger RNA, 1194 nt
Organism: Paramisgurnus dabryanus
Lineage: Eukaryota; Metazoa; Chordata; Actinopteri; Cypriniformes; Cobitidae
Source: RefSeq, a predicted model, not a curated record